Messenger RNA from Ananas comosus (pineapple), 799 nucleotides. RefSeq names its product mitochondrial import inner membrane translocase subunit TIM14-3-like. The transcript is spliced from 3 exons. Gene Ontology annotation, cellular component: PAM complex, Tim23 associated import motor. Bases 175 to 513 code for a protein of 112 amino acids. The record is from RefSeq and is a predicted model, not a curated record. Gene Ontology annotation, biological process: protein import into mitochondrial matrix. NCBI's taxonomy places the organism in Eukaryota, Viridiplantae, Streptophyta, Magnoliopsida, Poales, Bromeliaceae. Gene Ontology annotation, molecular function: ATPase activator activity.
ACCCCGACGACCUAUUUACCGGUGGUGCGCCCACCGCCCCCGCCUCCCCCCCGGGGCUCGCGCCAUCGACGAAACCCUAGCCGCCAUAAUCAUCGGCGAAGAGCUCCACCUCCACCUCCGAGGGCUACCUCGGAUGCCCCAUCCCCACCUCCCCUCGAUCGCGGCGUCGUCGAAAUGGCUACCCCUCUCAUAGCAGGACUUGCGGUGGCUGCUGCUGCUCUCGCUGGUAGAUACGGAAUUCAAGCUUGGCAGGCAUAUAAGGCUCGCCCAGUUGUUCCGCGAAUGCGGAGAUUUUACGAAGGUGGUUUCCAAGCUACUAUGACUAGGAGAGAAGCUUCUUUAAUCCUAGGAGUUAGGGAAAAUGCGCCUCCAGAUAAGGUCAAAGAAGCGCAUAAGAAGGUUAUGGUCGCAAACCAUCCAGAUGCCGGGGGGAGCCAUUAUCUCGCUUCGAAGAUCAACGAGGCAAAAGACGUGUUGCUAGGGAAGACAAAAGGCGGUGGAUCUGCAUUUUGAUUUUUUUUUUUUUUUUUUUUUCAUGUUUUUCGUCAUAAAAAAAUAUUUAUUGAUGCUCUGAGUUGGAUUUUGACUUAAAACACCAACCUGCACCGGAUGUCGCUUAAACAUAGUUUAGUCAGAAUAUGUACCAUUAAUUUGUUUGGUACUGCUGAAUUUCAGAGAGGUGCUAGUAGUAAAAGACUACAGGAAUUGCUAUGCUGAGACUCAAUUUUGCUUCUGGGUUAUUCAGUGAUUGAAACUAACUGUUUAAUCUAAGUUCAAUCUGAACUAAAUUUUGGAAACA